CCGAUUUUAAAGUGCCCAGUCCUAGAAACGAAGAAGCGCACGAACCCAUCGUUUGACCGACCAACUGCCCAACAAACGAUGGCCGGCGUGUCAGCAAGCAUCCCGUGCGUGGUGCUCAACACGGGCCACGCGAUGCCCGUGCUGGGCUUCGGGACCGGCUCCUCCAGCACGCCGGAGGAUCUGCCGGCGACCAUCCUCCACGCCGUCCGCCUUGGCUACCGCCACAUCGACACGGCCUCCAUGUACGGCACGGAGGGGGCGGUCGGAGCCGCCGUCUCCGACGCCGUCGCUGCGGGGGCCGUCACCUCCCGCGCUGACCUCUUCAUCACCUCCAAGCUCGUGAUGAAGGACGCGCAUCCGGACCGCGUGCUCCCCGCGAUCCGGGAGUCGCUGGCCCGCCUAGGCCUGGACUACCUCGACCUCUUCCUCGUCCACUGGCCCGUCGCCGCCGACGAGAACAACAAGCCCGUGCCGUUCGACAUGGAAGGCGUCUGGCACGCCAUGGAGGAGUGCCACCGCAUCGGCCUUGCUAGGUCCGUCGGCGUCAGCAACUUCUCUGCGGCCAAGAUGUCCCGGCUGCUCGCCUUCGCCGCCGUACCGCCGGCUGUGAACCAGGUGGAGGUGAACGUCGGCUGGCGUCAAGAGAAGGUCAGGGAGGCCUGCGCCAAGAACGGCGUCGUCGUCACCGCCUUCUCGCCGCUGGGCGCGAUCGGCACGGCGUGGGGAUCCAACGCCGUCAUGGAAAGCGGCGCGCUGGAGGACAUCGCCGCCAGGAGAGGCAAGACCAUUGCUCAGGUAGCGUUGAGGUGGCUUCACGAGCAAGGGGUGUGCUUUGUGGCGAGGAGCUUUAACAAGGAGAGGUUGAAGCAAAACAUGGAGCUUUUCGAUUGGGAGUUGAGCGUCGAUGACAAGGAGAAGAUCAUGGGGAUUCCACAGAGGAGAGCAUGCCGUGCAGAGUUCUUUUUGUCACCAGACGGGCCGUACAAGACCUUGGAGGAGCUAUGGGACGGGGAGAUAUGAGAUACCAUGUAGCUGUUGUAUCUAUUGUUUGUCGACAUCGUUGUUGCUUGCUGCUGUGGGGAAAUAUCUUCGGAAUACUCUCUGAAUGAAUGUGGACUAACAGUUGGUCCUGGACAAUUGCCUUGCAUGUCAGUAUACAUUUUGUUGCAUUCUAGCUAGGUUGGGUGUGGUAGUACUGCUAGUGAUUAAGAUUAUUAGGGCUUUUCUUAGAUCAUGUACAACCUUUAGUUUGCCAAAUAAUAACUUGAUUUUGUGUCAUUAAACCAAAUAUCUGGAUCGAUAGUGCUUGGCCUAUGACGAGUACAUCCCAGCUCAUCAUAUUUCAUCACAUGAACAGCAUUCACCAUCUAAGUGAUAGAUUGUAAUCAUGAGCCACAUAUACAAAGUCAUUGCCGAAAAGAUACAAGAGAAGGCUUAUUUAUUCAUAGCUGAUGUUAUCUCUGAC
Molecule: messenger RNA, 1465 nt
Organism: Zea mays
Lineage: Eukaryota; Viridiplantae; Streptophyta; Magnoliopsida; Poales; Poaceae
Product: NAD(P)H-dependent oxidoreductase
Exons: 2
Coding region: 79-1020 (313 amino acids)
Molecular function (GO): oxidoreductase activity, acting on the CH-OH group of donors, NAD or NADP as acceptor
Source: RefSeq, marked provisional